This is a messenger RNA of Nerophis lumbriciformis (worm pipefish), 1341 nucleotides long. Lineage: Eukaryota; Metazoa; Chordata; Actinopteri; Syngnathiformes; Syngnathidae. The record is from RefSeq and is a predicted model, not a curated record.
AUGCCUCUGCCACGACGCCGCUCCUCUUUUCUGGGUCAGUCGGCGUCCUCGUCGUCGUCCGAGCGCCCCAGCUCCGCCUGCGUCCGGGUGGCACCGGGCGGGGGCUCGUGCCGCGGCGUCUUCGUGGGCACGGCGCCCCCGACAAGCGCGGCCGCCGCCCUGGGGACAAGGGUGUCACGCAGAGCCCUGGGGAUCAGCAGUAUAUUCCUGCAGGGGACUAGGAGCAGCGCUGCGCCCCUUGUGCCACGGGCGGGCGACAGGGCGGCUCAGGGCGCGGCGGGGGCCGGGACUGGCAGCGGCCUCAACAGUUGUUUGAUGGAAUACCGAGACAAAGUUCGAGCGCUGGAACAGCUCAACCAACAGCUGGAGGAGCAAAUUCGCUUGAGUUUGGACCGCAAGGCGUCCAGCGCCGGUGCAUGGGGGCCGCUCAGGGGGCAGUGGGAGGACGUCUACAGGCAGGUCAGCGAGGCCAUCCUGGACAACGCUCGUCUGACACUGCAGACGGAAAAUGUGCAAGCCAACGCCGAGGACUUCAAGGAAAGGUUCGAGAGCGAGCGUCCCUUCCGCAAGGCAGCGGAGGACGAGAUCGCGUCACUUUACAAAGUCUUGGAGGACGCCGGCGUGACCCGAGCGGAGCUAGAGGAGCAGAUGGACGCCAUGCGAGCUGAACUCCAACAACUGGAGCGACAGCACGAACAGGACGUGCGUCUCCUCUACAGUCAAAUGUCCGGACGGGAACUGGAUCAACCGGAUGCUCCUAUUGAAACCAGUCUGGACCAGAUCCUGGCUUACAUUCGGAACCACUGGGAGAAGGUGACGGAGAGGAACCGCGCAGAAACCGACAACUACCAGGAAUGCAAGGACGCCAAGUGCGUGAGCCGGCUGAGUCCAGAAGAAGAAGAACUAGAGGCGCUGAAGGUCCAGUGCUCGGACGCCGGCUGCAAGAUACAAAGCCUGCAAGCUGAGACGGAAUCCAUCCGAGCUCUGAAACGAGGCCUAGAAAACUCGCUGGGCGACGCCCGGCAUUGGCACGACAUGGAGCUCCAGAACCUGGGCUCGGUGGUGUCUAAGAUGGAGGCGGAACUGGCAGACGUACGUGCCGAGAUGGAGCAGCAGCGCAGGGACUACGAUGCUCUCGUCGCUAACAAGCAGCGCCUGGAGCAGGAGAUCAGACUCUACCACGGGAUCCUGGACGGAGAGGAGCGACGGAUCCUUCCCGUAGAGUGUCCCGAUCCGCAGAGCAACCUCGACGAACAUUCCGGGACUCCGGCAGACGGUGGUCCCCCGGCGCCGUCUGGAACCAAAGACCCAGUGGACUCCAGUAAGCCAUGCGGUCAUUAA